Penicillium subrubescens is the source of this 1008-nucleotide messenger RNA. RefSeq names its product metallophosphoesterase family protein. Gene Ontology annotation, biological process: polyphosphate catabolic process. The record is from RefSeq and is a predicted model, not a curated record. NCBI's taxonomy places the organism in Eukaryota, Fungi, Ascomycota, Eurotiomycetes, Eurotiales, Aspergillaceae. Gene Ontology annotation, cellular component: cytoplasm. The transcript has a single exon. Bases 1 to 1008 code for a protein of 335 amino acids. Gene Ontology annotation, molecular function: endopolyphosphatase activity; phosphatase activity.
AUGACCAAUAAAAAGCCUUCUGACAAGGUAUUUCCAAUUACAACAUUUAUCUCCGACUUACCGACCAACCUCAUCCCACAGCCUUCCUUCUCAUCUUUGGAAAAUGGCCCUCAAAGUCGACGCUUGGUCAUUGUGGGCGACAUACAUGGGAUGAGAAAAUCCCUUGAGAACCUCCUAAAAAAAGUUGGAUUCGACAAAGCCAAAGGGGAUCAUCUUAUCUUGACCGGUGACAUUACCAACAAAGGGCCUGAUAGCUCUGGUGUUGUCGAUUUAGCGAUCAAGCUAGGCGCCAGCGCAGUCAGAGGCAAUCACGAUAAUGCAGUCCUUGAUGCGGCGGCUGAAGUAGCCACCAAUGGUGGUGAUUUUGAACUGUUCAAAAAUUUGUUUGGUACCUCAAAUACGUCUGAGCAUACGACUCUAUCCGAAGGCCCUGGGAAGACUGUAUCUGCUGCCAACAUUAAAACGCGACAUGGCCCAACAACAUAUAAUACGGCAUCACAGCUUUCAGCGCAUCAAAUUGAAUGGCUCGCCGCAUUACCAUUGAUCUUGCGCAUCCAGCUUCCACAGGAUAUACCGUCCUCCCUCGGCAACAAUCUAGUUGUCGCACAUGCGGGUCUCGUUCCUGGUGUCCCACUUGAAGAGCAGGAACCUCAUUCUGUACUACAUAUGAGAAGUCUCACUCGAAAACUGGGUCAGGAAGAUGAAUUCACGCCAGAUGAGUCAUUUGGAGAAGAGGGCUGGGCUGCGGAAUGGGACCGAUGGCAAGAGAAGCUCGCAUCACCGACUACGGUGGUAUUCGGACACGAUGCAAAACGCCGUUUGCAACUGGGCACAUAUACAAUCGGCCUGGAUACAGCAUGUCUAUAUGGCCAUCAAUUAAGCGCUCUUGUGAUCUCGGUUACCGACGCAGGGUUUGAGCAUCAAAUCAUUCAAAUGGACUGUGCUGAUACACCUGUGGUUCCAACAGCCCCUGCCAAAGAAGAUGACAAGACGACGGUUGAUAAAUAG